Molecule: messenger RNA, 2095 nt
Organism: Eleginops maclovinus (Patagonian blennie)
Lineage: Eukaryota; Metazoa; Chordata; Actinopteri; Perciformes; Eleginopidae
Exons: 10
Coding region: 152-1678 (508 amino acids)
Source: RefSeq, a predicted model, not a curated record
CCGCCAUUUUUUACCAGCGAAGAAGAAAGAUGGCAGUGACCGGAAAUAAACAAAGACACACAAGCUGAGAGGAGGGAAGAGGCUCAGGUCCUGUAACCAGGGACAUUCAUACUCGUGGUCAGGAUUGUGUGCAGCAGCUGACCUCACCAUCAUGAUGACAACUAAGAGACUAGACAAUUUUGAGGUGAUGUGUGAGUGGGAUUCAUGCAACUUCAAGGGCUGCACCGUGGAGGAGCUGAGCGAUCAUAUGGCUAUGCAUUUAAAUGACUACCUGGGAGACAACGACGCCUUAGAGGAGCUGGAGGAGUAUGCUUGUCUCUGGAAAGGGUGUCAAUUUCUAGCCAUGGGUUGCCCUGCGGAGCUGGAAGUCCAUGCUCACUUCCACAACUAUCACGGUAAGCUGAAGUUUGUUGGUUCAAAGCUUCUCAAGUCCCGACCGGACCUACCCAGCUGCAACGAAGGUGUGCACAGCAACAACCUGGUUCCUGAAGGGUCGGAUGGAUACAUCUGCCAAUGGGAACACUGUGAUAGUACAUUUAACAAUCCUGAGUGGUUUUACCGACAUGUGGACAAUCAUGUUGAAAGUGCUGAGCCACAGUCCCUCCCGCAUCAGCAGCAGACUUUCCUCUGCCACUGGACAGGCUGCGAUGCUUCGUUUAAAAUCCGAUACCGUUUGAGGGAGCACAUGCGAAGCCACACUCAGGAGAGACUUGUAGCCUGCCCGACAUGUGGCAGCAUGUUCUCCAGCAAUACCAAGUUGUUUGACCACCUACACAGGCAGGCCGAGCCAGUAGAUUCACUGGUGUGUGAACAUUGUGGCAAAGCGUUUUCCAACGAGAGGCUGUUGAGGGAUCAUGUUCGUCAGCAUGUGAAUCAGGUGAAGUGUCCCUUCUGUGACAUGACCUGCACCACUUUGGCAGCUUUAAAGAUCCACAUCAGAUUUCGCCACUGUGACGAGCGGCCCUUCCCGUGCGACUUCUGCGACAAGAGAUUUAAGAAUCAGCGCGAUCUGCACAAGCACACAGAGGUUCACAAUGAGGGCACCGUGUAUCACUGCACCGUGGAGGGCUGUGAUUAUUCAUGUCACACAUUUUCAACCAUGAGCUACCACUACAAGAGAGUGCACGAGGUCGGAGGGAUGUCCAAAUACAAAUGCCAUAUCUGUGAUAAGGUCUUCUCCUGGUGUUACACUCUCACACUUCACCUCCGCAAGAAGCACGAGCUAAAAUGGCCCUCUGGACAUUCCCGCUUUCGUUACAGAAAGGAUGUAGAUGGCUUCCUAAAAGUAAACAUGGUGCGAUUUGAGACUGUGGAAGUGACGAAGGAGAUCAUGAAGAACAUGGGCAAAAAGCCGCAGAGCCUUCGAAAAAGUCAGAGAACGAGCAGCCGGAACAAGAGGGCUGCCGUCACGCCAGAGAGCAGCCAGAGCUCUCCGGUAGGAUCCUCCUCCAGCUCCUCCUCCUCCUACUCCUCAGAGCUCUCUGGAGCUGAGGACGUCUCGUUGCAGACCAGCCCCAGAGGCAGUGACUCUCCGGUCUACUGUGUCAUGAGCACCAUCCCUCACAUUGAGGAGGAGCCAGGAGGAUUAUCGCAGGAGGACUUUGACGGCAGCGGGACAUCGGGAGCAGUGCAGGCCCUGACGGAGGUUGCGAGGGGCCUGGGCAUGGACGUGGUGUGACUCCUGCAUGUUCCACUGCACCACGCACUAUAUUUUGCUGUGUGGGUGCCACCGGGGACCGGAACUGUUUUUAUACCCAAAGCUUUCGCAUGGUCUCAAGAGUUUGUCGAGUGGUUUUACUUUGAGAUCCCCGCAAUCCUUUUUGGAAGGCACAUGUUCAUUUUAGCAGCUCUUAUUGUCUAUAAUGCCCUGGCUUGGCUUUUGUCUAAGGGAUGCCUGUUAAUGUUUCUGACCAAGUUGACAUGAAUGAGAAUAAAUGGAAGCACUAUGAAGCUAGUUCAUUAUUUCAUUUUCUCUUUAACACACCUUCUUCCACGGUGUAUUUUCAUGACCCCCCAGAAGAUUUUAGAAGACAUUAUUUUUGAUGUAUUGUUGUAUUUUAUUGUUACAAAUUUGAAAUACACUUUUGAUACUAAA